Molecule: messenger RNA, 2409 nt
Organism: Plasmodium malariae
Lineage: Eukaryota; Apicomplexa; Aconoidasida; Haemosporida; Plasmodiidae
Product: conserved Plasmodium protein, unknown function
Exons: 1
Coding region: 1-2409 (802 amino acids)
Source: RefSeq, a predicted model, not a curated record
AUGAAUGUAAAUAUCAGUCAGUUGGACGACACUGUUAGUAAACACGAGAGUGGUAUAGAGACGAAAGGCGAUAUAAUAAUUAGUACAAAAAAAGAAAGAGCGAGUAAUACAUUCAUAGAAAACAAUUCAUCAAACGAAAUAAGACAAAAUUUAACCCUUCGUUACCUGCUAUUUUCUUUAAAUUCGAAUAAUAACAAAAUAAAUAAUCCUGUAGAAACGAAAUUACAUGAAUUUCGUAAACUACAUGAACAGCAAGGAAUGCAAAAACUGCACGAAUUGCAUGAAUUACGAUACAAUAAUAAAUGCGGCAAAAGAGAAAAAUGCCUAUUCCUUAAAAGUUAUAAUAUAUAUUAUGAUCAAAAAAUAUACAGUAAGAAUAUACAAAACAAUAAUCGGAAAAAUGGUCUCUACAUAAUAAAAGGGGGUCAACAAAAAGGAAUGGAAGAGCAGCAAAAAAAAAUACUACAACAAAAGAGGAAUCCAGUACAACAAAAAAGAAUAGAAUUGCAACAAAAGAGGAAUCCAGUACAACAAAAAAGAAUAGAAUUGCAACAAAAGAGGAAUCCAGUACAACAAAAAAGAAUAGAAUUGCAACACAAAAGGUAUCAAGUACAACUAAAAAGAAAUCAAGCACAAAUAAAAAAUAAUCUAUGUGUAAAAAAUACAUACCACAUUAACAAUAGUUCAUAUAUUAAAAACAAUUGCAUCAAUUACUACGCUCAUAAUAACUGUACUGGUAAUGCUACAUGCAAAAGUUCAUUCUAUAAUAAUACAAAUAAUUUUUAUUUUAAAAAAUAUAACUGUAAAAAAAUAAAAAAAGAUAUCACAUCCAGAAAUCUAAACGAUGGUAUAUAUUUUAACGCAAGUGGAUAUAAAACAAGACAGCUAUGUCAAAAGAUGCACGCAAUAAAAAUAAACAACAUGAACAUGAUAAAAGGUAUGCACACCAUGAAAAGCACCUCACCUAUCAAAAAAGAUAAUAAUAUUUCCUCAAGUGCAUUUCAGAGUCAAACGUAUAAUAAUGCUAGUUGUACUACUACAACUACUGCUACUAUUGUUAGAAAAAAAAAUAAUAUCUUUCCUCAAAUGAUUAAAGGGGAAAACAGAAAUAGUAAACAACCGUUUAAAGUAUACAGUAAUUUGAUUGAUAACCUAUCUAUAUUAGGAAGGAAAAAGACCUGCAAAAUGGGGGCCUCUAAAAAGAACAGUUACCAGAGCAAUAGAAGACAUAUCAACAGUAACAUUAAUAUUAUUAGUGAGAAUAGUAACAAUAGCAGCAAUAACAAAAGAUACAGUAGUAAUAGUUACAAUAACAAUGUUUACAGUAUCAAUAGCGACAAUAAUUUAAAGAGGAAGAAUAAUUCAAAAAAAAAAAUGUAUAAACACAAACACUGGCAAAGUGGACAUUACAAUGGCUCGCUUAAUAAACCCAAAUCAGUUACUCCUUGUUGUAAAAAAAAUUUUAUUUUAAACAGUUCAUUGAUCAAUCUGAAGAAUGAUUUAAAUAAUAACCCUCUCUCUUGUGCAAAAACCUUUAGUAUUAAUUACUCCAAAGGCAGUAGUAACAAGGCCACAAUUAUGUAUCGUAUGUUACAUAAUAUUAAUGAUACAACUAGAAGAAGUAAUAAUCAAAUAGUAACAUGUACAGGUAAGAACGAAAGAGGUAUUUUACUUAAUAAAUAUAAAAAAACAGAUCUAUCCUCUUCAUUUUUAUAUCGAAGUUUUCGUUUUUAUUAUUCGAAAAGAAAAAAAAAAAAAAACUGUUCUCUAUGUUCUUUAUCACCUGAACAUAUGAAAAAAUUGUUUUCAAAAAGUAGUUACAAGAAAAAAAUAAUUCAUCAACCUACGAUGACUAACCAAUUAAAAAACACUAGUUACUAUAUACAUUUAUUACAAAAUGGAGAAAAGGAAGCUCAAAGAAUUGUAGAUCAAGCAUAUAAGAAUAAGGAGAUCUUAAGAAAAAUAAUGUAUAAAAAUGUAGAAGAAGAAAUAGAAAAAUUUAAACUAAAAGAAAGAUUAAUUUAUGAGCAAAAUUGCAAAAAAAUGGAACAAGAAAUAAAAAAUUCUGAACAGGAAAUGCAAAAAGAGAUAAAAAUUAUUAUUUCUGAAACGAAAAAUAUUUUUUUAAAAAUUGAUGAAAUAGUUAAUUAUAUUAUAAACAAAAUUGUUAAUGUUGAUUUAACACUUAGUUGUAAUUUAUUAAAACAUUAUUUUCCAAUGAAGGACCUUCUAAAUAUUUAUUUAUCAAUUGAAAAAGACGAAAAUGAAAAACGUAACAUGACAAAAAAAGACACGAUAAUAACUGACGACCAAGGAAAUUCCUCAAUUCUUCAUUACAAUCAGUACAAGGGUGCAUACACAAUUGUGAAAUUUGGCUCCUUUUGGACUAAUAUAAGACAUAGCAAGUGA